UUUUUGGGUUUAUCAAAAAAGUUAGAUUCUCUGACUAUAAAGAAAAGAAAGAAGGAGAAGAAAGGUACACGCCGCUUCUCUCGAGAAAGAAGCUCACCGGUUUCCAGAUCCAAUUCCACCAAUUUUCCUUGUUUUCCGUCGUCAUGGCUUCUUCGAAGCGGAUCUUGAAGGAGCUCAAGGAUCUGCAGAAGGAUCCUCCUUCAAACUGCAGCGCAGGUCCUGUUGCUGAGGACAUGUUCCAUUGGCAAGCAACUAUCAUGGGACCUCCUGAUAGUCCCUAUGCCGGAGGAGUAUUCUUGGUUUCCAUUCAUUUUCCUCCCGAUUAUCCUUUCAAGCCACCCAAGGUGUCUUUCAAGACGAAGGUGUACCACCCAAACAUCAACAGCAAUGGAAGCAUCUGCCUUGAUAUCCUGAAAGAACAAUGGAGCCCUGCUCUUACCAUAUCCAAGGUGUUGUUAUCGAUCUGCUCAUUGCUGACUGACCCGAACCCAGAUGAUCCUCUUGUGCCAGAGAUAGCUCAUACGUACAAGAUUGAUAAAUCCAAGUACGAGUCAACUGCUCGAAGCUGGACACAGAAGUAUGCCAUGGGAUGAUAAUAUGCUUAAUUCGUGGUUAAGACAAGUAAACUCUCUGUUGUCAUUUCGCUUGGAAUUAUAUUAAACUUGAAAACAAAAUGCAUUUCUUGUGUUUGACAAAAAUUACAUUAGUAUGUGGUCAUAUUUUCAACAAACUCAACCUGCUUUUUCUCUUAUUAUCAAUGCUAGAAACUAUUUAUUUCAAUUUUUUGGGUAUACAAUACAAUACUUCUACU
Molecule: messenger RNA, 811 nt
Organism: Eutrema salsugineum
Lineage: Eukaryota; Viridiplantae; Streptophyta; Magnoliopsida; Brassicales; Brassicaceae
Product: ubiquitin-conjugating enzyme E2 11
Exons: 5
Coding region: 144-593 (149 amino acids)
Biological process (GO): protein polyubiquitination
Cellular component (GO): nucleus
Molecular function (GO): ubiquitin conjugating enzyme activity
Source: RefSeq, a predicted model, not a curated record